Molecule: messenger RNA, 3331 nt
Organism: Stylophora pistillata
Lineage: Eukaryota; Metazoa; Cnidaria; Anthozoa; Scleractinia; Pocilloporidae
Molecular function (GO): protein binding; interleukin-17 receptor activity
Source: RefSeq, a predicted model, not a curated record
UAAGCCUCACAUGCAGAGUUUCUAUAGAAAAGAUUGGAUAACUUCCAGCAUCACAUUGAUGCCGUUUUAGUUUUGCUUAUCUAAUGUUUGUUUCCGUCAGCUUAAGAUUUAGUAACCCGGUUUCUUUUGAAGGAGACGACUUUCGUCGAGAGCAGUUUUGGUAGCUAGUUAUAAUUAGCUUCGGGCUCUAACGUCAGAGGAAUUGUGCUUCUGUUACACAGAUUGCUGGAAAACCACCUUGUUGUGUAUCCCAUUGUCCUGCCGGGAUGUGGGGGUUAAGGUCUUACCCCAUUUAAUUUCUGGGGGAGGAACACCGAGCCGAACCUGUCACCAGAGCCCAGCGUCUUGUGUCAGGUGUUCGCGCCGGCAGCGGUAAAUCUAAAAAUGUGAAUUACAAUGUGUUUACGGGAAGAGAGAAACUUUCCUUACCCAUCUUGGCCGUAUUUUAGUACAUCACUUAUCAUGUUAUCAUCCCCUAGCCAGAAAUUUCUUUCUGCAGGAAAUAUCCAAGGCUGAUGGCCUCCAGCAAAAUUGAGAUUGAAUGUGAAGUGAUCAACGUGAAUCAGCCAUGGUUGAGCUCCCUCUGCCUUUUGUUCCUUUUGUACACAGGGAAUCUUAUCACGAUUUGAAUUGAUCACUUGAUGUCAUUUGCAUCUUUAUAGUUUAUCUUUUGUUGUUUCGAAGGAAACAGUACUGCCGACACACACAUCUUUUUCAAUUCUUAGAAACCGGAAUUUCAGCAAAUUCGAAAACAUCGGUCGAUUGUUAUGUAAAUAACUUCGCUUGACGUUAUUCAGUCUUUCAAACUUCCUGUACCGCCCACAACUUCUGCACGUAUAUUAGCCCGGUUGAUGGAGUUAGGGUUGUGCUAAACGUCAGUCGUCACAGCAGCGUAGGGAUGUGUUAUGCCUGAAGUUUUGGGUGGCUUCCGCCUUUUGUAAUCUAGAAAGCCAAACCGUCGUCAAACAGUAAUGGUUCUUGCCAGCGUACAUCGUUUUAUAAUUUCAAGGGUCUUCGUUUUGUUGAUUAUAGUUGUGGAAUGGAGAGUAUUUAGUUUCGAGGCUGAGAGGAUACGACGGAAAGUGGAAAGUUCCCCUAAGACUAUCCAACUUAGUCGUGUGAUUGGUGAGUCAGCACGAAUGACUUAUAAAUCAAAGGACCUUGACUUUGACAGUGCUUUGAAGUCUUCAUAUUGGAAAAAAGAUACCUCCAAUAUCUCAAGAACAGACAGGAUUUCUCUUGGAAUCAACAGGAAUAAGACCAAGUUUUGGUUGGAGAUCAAGAAAGUGGAUGUUCAGGAUUCAGGGACGUAUUCAUUUGUACUAAAUGGUACAGUUCUUAGGUGGUGGCUGCUGCACAUCAAAGAACCUUGUGGAGUGCCGCUUGAGGAAAAAGCCACAUCAUGUGUGCCAUUCAGUAAGCUGUCCCAUCCAGAUUGCCCAUCAUUCCCAGGAAAACCAUUAAAUGUUCGAGUUUCUUAUCAUCUUUAUGAAGGAAUGCCCAUCGUUCAAGUAACCUGGACACCACCCAAUACAGGAUUUGGUGAUUUAUGGGGCUAUCAGUUAUAUAUUACUGGAAAAGGCGGACAUCCUGGUCAUAAUGACUGUGCACAGAUAAACAGAAAGAAGGAAAUAUUAUACUGGACCUUCCAUAAAAACAUCAGAUAUGGAGCUACAUACCAGAUAACAGUACAGAGUAUGCCAUCACAUCAUAAGAAUGACAACAAUUUAGUACACUUAAGUGUGAGAGUUCCAGAAAAGUGUCAAUUUAAACAGUACAUGAACUUGCUAGAGUGCUCAUGCUCUUUUAUAAACGUCACUGCAAAGUACACUGACCACAAAAUUCUUCUAGAGUGGGCUUUGCCUUUAAAAGAUAAAUGUCAGAGUAUCAAUAAGACAUUCACAAUUAGAUGGAACAACAUUCAGAUACCUCAAGAGUGUACCGGGGAAGAAGAGGUCAAGGAAGGCUAUGAAUUUAUCAUUCAACUGGAAAGGGACAAGUGUACGAGGUUUAACUACUCCAUUAAGUUAAGUGGCAAGAUCAACGAGGUACCCAUUAAAGAUGUAAGAGUGACAGUGUUAAUUCCGAAGGUGCCAACACAAGCUGUGAAGCAAUCAGAUGCUUCUAAAAAACUCUUCAUAGCUGUUCUGGGUGCUUUCCUCGGACUUCUUAUUUGUUCCCUACUUGUGAUGUACAGAAUAUUCUUUUGGCAAGUACGUAUCAAACUUCCAGAUCACCCCCUUCCCAGGCCUCCUCUAAAUAAUCCUUUGCUCGAGUCAGACAAGAAACGAGUUUUUGUCAUGUACACCAGAUGCUGCGAGAAGUGUAAUCAUGUAGUUCACUGUUUUGGUGCUGUGUUAAAUUCUACGGAACUGAUUGAGGCUAGUAUAGAUAUGUGGAAUACAUUGGAUAUAGCACCCAAUGUUCCCCGCUGGUAUGAAGACCAAGUAAAGAAUUCACACUGUGUCGUCGUUCUCGCUUCCCACAAAAUGUCAGUCAGAUGUCACAGCGCUUCGGAUGAAGGAGAUGACCCCUUGAACAUCAGAUGUCAAUUAAAUCUCAUACGAGGACAGAUUGCUCAGAAUCCCGAUGUGCACAGAUUCAUUCCCGCGUUCUUUUCCUGUAGCGGAACCAAGAAAAAUAUUCCAGAAUUCCUUUCUUCUCGCUGGAGUCACAAGUUGCCAAAGGAAGUGGACCGUAUUAUCUUUCACCUGCUGAAUGUUGAGAAAAUACAACCGUAUCGUACACAGCCUAUUAUCGUGAUGGGUGGAAAUGGUCAUCCAUUCGAUGAAAAGAAGAAAGAAUUAGAAAGAGCUGUGCAGGAAGCUGAGACCUUUCACAGGAAUAACAAUUUACAAAAUUUGUAACUCACACAACGUUUCUGUGUUUGUGGUGUGCGACAAUGUGCGAGUUUUUGCCAUCUCAAAUCGGUAGAUCCUGCUCAUCACUUAUGAUUGAAGUUCCUAAUACUCUAUUAUAAAAGUUUCUUUUGGUAGCUGCAAUCUUUGAAUAGUCCUUUUUACAGUUGUGGGCUUGGUGGCCAAACCUUUGAACAGGAGUGAGGCUAAGGGUGACCUUGUUAUGAUAGAGAUGUUGCUGCUUUUCAAAUGCAAAUUUCUUUGUUAUCAUGCUAACUAGAUACAGGUAUCUACAAAAGCCGAGAAGAGACUUCAGACUUCAGACUUCAGACUUCAGACUUCAGACUUAAUAAAGGUGACUGGAGAGUUGAAGAUUUAAGCCUUCACAGUUCACGAAAUUAGACUUCAGACUUCAGACUUCAGAAUUUUGUCCUCAUAAUAAUAAUAAUAAUAAUAGUAAUAAUAAUAAUAAU